AUGGAACCGAAUCAGCCUUCGAGUGAUGGUGAUGGAGCCACAUUGUUAGGGGAAACCAGUUACCCACUGAAAGUCACUGAAGACAUCUGGUUUGGAUGCUUUUCCUGCAGCUAUGUAACCAGAGAUCAACGUGCAAUUCUGUACCACCUGGCUGCCCAUGGUGAUGAACAAUCCAAGUGCCAUCAUCCUCCCAUGUCUGGCUCUAAGUCCCAAGUGCUUGGCAGCUCUCAAAAGUCCAAGAGUGAAAAGCCAUUUAAGUGCAAGCUUUGCUCCCAAGAGUUUGCUUAUAGUUCCCUUCUGACCUGUCAUAAUCAAACACACACUGGUGAAAAGCCAUUCAAGUGCAUGAAAUGCCCCAAAGCAUUUGCUCAGAGUAAAAAGUUAAUCUGUCACAGUGGAACGCAUACAGGUGAAAAGCCAUUUAAGUGCAAGCUGUGCCUUAAAGCCUUUUCUCACAAUUAUUCUCUGCAAAGCCAUAAUCGAACGCACACAGGUGAAAAGCCAUUUAAGUGCAAGCAGUGUCCCCAAACCUUUGCUGAAAAUUCCACUCUGAGAAAUCAUAAUCGAAUGCACACUGGUGAAAAGCCAUUCAAGUGUAAGUGGUGUCCUCAAGCCUUUGCUAGGAAUUCCCAUCUUAGAAGCCAUAAUCAUUUGCACAGUGGUGAAAAGCCAUUUAAGUGCAAUUAG
Molecule: messenger RNA, 687 nt
Organism: Ixodes scapularis (black-legged tick)
Lineage: Eukaryota; Metazoa; Arthropoda; Arachnida; Ixodida; Ixodidae
Product: zinc finger protein 525-like
Exons: 3
Coding region: 1-687 (228 amino acids)
Biological process (GO): regulation of transcription by RNA polymerase II
Molecular function (GO): DNA-binding transcription factor activity; RNA polymerase II cis-regulatory region sequence-specific DNA binding
Source: RefSeq, a predicted model, not a curated record